AAACAUUUAAACAGUGCUGGAACUAUGAUUUUUUCAGAAUUUUGCAGGAACAGAUGAUUAAUAUAAUAAUAUAAUUCCUAAAUUAAAACAGUUAGUAGCUAUAUAAACAAAAGAAAAACUUUUGGUUGUAAACAUUCAUUCAACGAAAUAACAAAAAUAGUGUUGCUGGCGGUUUUAUUGUUAUGUAGAUAUUAUAUACAUUAGCCCGCGGAGGCGGAGGCGGAGUCGAUACAAAAUCGGCGGAAUUUAUAUAUGCCGAUGCCGAUCACAAUUAUUAAUUAUAUAAAUAUACUCGUAUUAAUAUAAUAACUAAGAAAAAUUUAAUAAAUUCGAUGGUUUUGACAAGAAUUAACCAAUGCAAUGAAACCAUAUUAAAUUACUGUAUUUACUAUAUGAUAGGCAGGUACACUAAUAGAAAAAUAAAUUAUUUAUAAUAAUAAUAUAAAUGUAUUAUUAUAAUAUAUCAUCCACUUAGAAUUGUUUUUUUUUAUUCAAUAAUUUACCAUUGAAUUUUAAUUUAAUCCAUCCAAUACCUACUCAAUAACAAAGUGUAUUCGACACCUAUUAUACAGCAGUUUUUAAUUUAUGUUCUAUGUAUAUAUAUAGAAGAUAUGUAUAUAUAUAUAUACAUAUAUAGAAGAGGUCGGGAACCCCUGAUAUACAGUCAAGUCGUGAUAACUCGAAAAACUUGACAACUCAAAUUUUUUUUUAUUCCCCUAAGCAUAUAUAGCAAAUUAAUAUAAAUCCGAGUUAGAUAUCUCGAAUAAUAAAUAUCUCGAAGCGAAUUUUUAUCUCCCUUCAACUUCGAGUUAUCGCGACUCGACUGUAAUAAUAAAAUACAAAAUACAUAUAAAUAAUAUAAUACUCAAUUUAUACCAUAUUAUACUAUCUCCAAUAAUAAUUUGAAAUGUUAUGUAUAUUUUCAUAUUGUCGUUGAUUAUAUAUUUAUAUGCACGGUAUAUCAUAAAUUGAACACCUCCGGUGCACAUCAGAAAACACUUGGAUUAUUGGACGCAAUAAAAUUUCGUUCGGUACCAUAAUGAUCGAUGUUUACGAUUGCUUGUUAUAGACAUCGUUUUUUAUUUUUCAUUUUUAUUUGAUUGGAACCACUGAGGCGUCUUGAUCCCGAAUUCAGACAUCAUAACUAUUAUAUUCGGGCAUUCGGCAUUAAAUUGCAAUGUCUUUUCAGUGGAUCAUCAAAAUAACUAGUUGCUACAUCGAUAUGUUGAUAGGGAUUUUAUCGAUUAUUGAAACCAUCUAGGCAACAUAUUAUACUGUAGAAUUAUAUUUAUAGAUGUGAAUAGAUUCGUGAUAUUAUUAUGGUAUAUAUAAGCAAUAUAAAUAAACCACAAAAUAUUAUUAGUUAUGUAUGAUAACCGACUUCGAUCAGAAUCUUUUUUGUAUACAAUGACGAAGUACACUCAACAGUCGACAUCUAUAAUCUAUAUACUGUAUACAGGCACUGUGAUCUGUUUAUACCUACUUUCCCUCUUUUUAAUAUGUUUGUGUGCUCCACAGGUAUGGAUUUUAUUUAUUGUCGAGCCUGCAUACUAUACAGAACUUAACGUUGGUCAUGAUUUAAUCAAUUGGACUGCUACAUAUAGACAUGAUAGUGAUAUCGUUACGCCUUAUCAACGAUGGGCUUACUACGAUCCGUCCAUAACUCAAAUUGAACAAUUUAAUCGAAAUUACGCACAAGAUAAAACGAAACAAUUGGCGAUAAUUGUCACAGAUUGUAACACUAAUUAUUAUGACAGAAAACUAUUUUAUGCUACAGAGUUGAGCAAAUAUAAUAUAUCUGUAGAUGUAUAUGGUGAAUGUGGUGAAUUUAAAAAUAUCGAAUCUAAUACUUUUCUACAAAUGCUGGAUCAGGAUUACAAGUUUUAUUUGGCUUUCGAGAAUUCAAAUUGUAUUGAUUACGUGACAGAUAAGUUUUUCGUCAACGGACUUCAGCAUAACGUACUGCCGAUUGUGAUGGGCGGACGUCGAGAGGACUACGAGCGGAUGGCGCCUAGACAUUCAUACGUGCACGUGGAUGACUACGAGUCGCCCAAGCGGCUGGCCGAGUACCUGCGACGGUUGGACGCCGACGACGACUUGUACAACGAGUACUUCCGGUGGAAGGGCACCGGCGAGUUUAUCGACACAAAGUUUUUCUGUCGGCUGUGCGCGAUGUUGCAUGACGAUGGCGCGCCGGCCAAAAGUUACCGAAACUUUAACAGCUGGUGGCGUGGCCCGGGUGUUUGCGAUGACGAUGGACCGGAGAUACCUACGCAAUUGCCGCCACCGCCGUUAGCGAUUAAUGACAUAGAAGAAGAAUGACAGGAGAGGAGGCAGAUAAAUAUAUCUGUACAUCACUUUUGAACGUCUUUUGCAAGGAUAACACUAGGGGCGGGUUGGAAUGCAGCUUGUAGAUAUACAGUCGUAUAAUGUCUUGCUAAUA
Messenger RNA from Rhopalosiphum padi (bird cherry-oat aphid), 2443 nucleotides. RefSeq names its product glycoprotein 3-alpha-L-fucosyltransferase A-like. The transcript is spliced from 4 exons. Gene Ontology annotation, biological process: protein import into nucleus; snRNA import into nucleus. Gene Ontology annotation, molecular function: alpha-(1->3)-fucosyltransferase activity; nuclear import signal receptor activity. NCBI's taxonomy places the organism in Eukaryota, Metazoa, Arthropoda, Insecta, Hemiptera, Aphididae. The record is from RefSeq and is a predicted model, not a curated record. Bases 1366 to 2322 code for a protein of 318 amino acids. Gene Ontology annotation, cellular component: cytoplasm; membrane; nucleus.